Molecule: messenger RNA, 549 nt
Organism: Racocetra persica
Lineage: Eukaryota; Fungi; Glomeromycota; Glomeromycetes; Diversisporales; Gigasporaceae
Source: the annotation of a GenBank genome assembly
GAGCAAGUUGAAUUAUUAAUCAAUUUGAAAACUUUUCAAAUUGAUAUGUCUUAUAAAUGUAUAAAAGGUGAUAUAAAUGAAUUUGAAAUCAAUACUUAUGAUAAAAAAUAUAAAUUAAUUUUAAGCUAUUGUAGAAUAUAUACAAAUAUAUCCUUAGCCGAUGGUUAUAAAAAAUUAUUUAAUAUAUUAUUUAAUACAAUCCAAGAACUUACCAAUAAACCACUAUAUAUUUAUCAUAUUCAUAGUAAAGGUUGGGAAUGUAUAAUUGGAGAUUUGGAUGCUGGACAAGCAAAGGGUCUUGGACUUGCUUUAUAUGAAUUAGAUCAAUCUAAAGAUUGGGAAUCACAUUUAAUGCAUAUAUUCAAAUCAUGCAUUAUACAUUUUCAACGAAAAAUUUCUUCAACAAAUAUUAAGGAAAAAAGGGUGCGACAAAACAAUUCACAAGUUACCAAUAUUAUUGAAAUAGAGUCAGAUAAUGAUUUACAAGAUACAAAAAAUGAAAUUCAAGCAGAAAGUUCUGGAAAUACAUUAUUAAAUGAAAUUAAUAAG